Rhagoletis zephyria (snowberry fruit fly) is the source of this 393-nucleotide messenger RNA. The record is from RefSeq and is a predicted model, not a curated record. Lineage: Eukaryota; Metazoa; Arthropoda; Insecta; Diptera; Tephritidae.
AUGUCAGUAUUGUGGACUUUAGUAGCGUGUUUUCUCUACUUGGAAAUUGCAAUCAUCUUUCUCUUUUUGUUAACAUUGAGAAAACCACAGUACUGGCGAACAUUUUUUGGAUGGCGAAUCACAAAGUUCCUCGGUGAACAGUCGACGCUUAUUCUCUACGCCCUCAUUGUCAUUUUAGUUCUCUUUUUCGCUGAAUCAAUUCGAGAGUUUCACAAGUACGGCACUAAAAUUCACACCAACACCAACAAGGGUUACUACGAAGACCAAAUGCGACUUUUCCGAAGUCAAAGAAACUUUUAUAUUUCCGGGUUUUCACUUUUUUCACUUUUUAUCAUCAAGCGACUUGCUGGUUUGCUAGCACGUGAUGUAACAACUCAAAGCCACCAGGACUAA